Molecule: messenger RNA, 4416 nt
Organism: Trichobilharzia szidati
Lineage: Eukaryota; Metazoa; Platyhelminthes; Trematoda; Strigeidida; Schistosomatidae
Source: the annotation of a GenBank genome assembly
AUGACAUUACAAAAAGGUAAACCAAUGUACACAGGAGCUAGUCUAAAUAAAAAUACACUUACACAAGAACAAUUCACUCGUGAAUUAGCUACGCGUUUAGAACAAUUAUCACUGCAGUGUAAUACUCUUCAUGUUAAUGAUGAAUAUUCGGAUAGUUCAUUUUCUCCACCGUCUAUAACAUGGCCUAAAAAAGUAUGCACAAAUCACACUAAUAAAUCCUGUUCACAUAUUCACACUGAUUCGGAUAAAAUUAACAAUGAGAGAAAGAACCAACAACAAAAACAACCACCACAAAAACAGGUCCUUCAAACGAAAUCCUCCCCCCGAAACAUAAGGAUACAUAAAACAGUACAAGUUCAUUCAGAAAGUAAUCAGAAAGAAGCAUCAGAUUGUACACAACAGAAAAAGGAAGAGAACUUCAAAUAUAAUCAAACUAUGAAUACAACAACUAAUUCUUUUUCAGCUACAUGCCAUGACAUAAACUACUCACCUGAUAAAUAUAUACCGAAGAAAUCUUUUCCAGAUAGUAUUCGUAAACAAUGUCGGACUUAUUCUGAGGAUUUGUUAAAAUCUAAUAAUGCAUCUAGUAAUCAUUAUCAAAAGAAGGAACAAUGUAACAGUGCAGCAGAUAUUAAACAAAAGCAUCUAAAUGAUAAAUUUAUUGAGCAGAAUAAGCAAAUCAAUGAUCAAUUGUCUGAUCAUAGUGAAGUCGACCAUGAAAUGGAAUGUCUAGAAGAUGAUAAUUUAAUUAUUGAUGAUAAUUCUACAACAGAUAUAUCUGAUUCUGAAGUAUCAUGUACAAGGAGACUGAGUAAUUUGCCGGAUGAAAUUCUACCACCUGUUAUAACAUCUUUGUUUCCAAACACACCAUCUGUAUUGCGUUUUGCUGAUGCUGGACAGGUUGUACAGAAAUUACCAAAACAAUACAGAUCUCGUCUUCUUUGGCGUCCAAGUGCUAUUACACCGAAUGUGGUAAAACGUGUCUUAAAAAGAUCAAAUUUUCGGAUGACGUUAAAAUCAUCUGAAUGGAUCGGGUAUUAUGGUAAUCACUUGAAACCAUUUGGUUUUCGUCCUAUACGUGAAUAUCAAAAAGUCAAUCAUUUCCCGGGUUCAUUUCAAUUAGGCCGUAAAGAUAAACUAUGGAUGAAUUUAAAUCAGAUGAGAUCAUAUUUUGGCAAGAAGUCAAUUGAUUUUGUGCCAAGAACAUUUUGUCUACCAACAGAUUUAAAAUUAUUAAAAGAAUUUUGGUCACGUUAUGAAACACCGAAUUCAACAGCAUCGAACAUAGAUGGAUUAUCAACACUAAAUACACGACCUAGGUGGAUUAUGAAACCGCCUGCAUCAGCUCGUGGCAUUGGAAUCAAAUUAAUACGUUCUUGGUCUGAUAUUCCUAAACAACGUCGUGUACUCAUCCAGUCAUAUAUCAAUCAACCGUAUUUAAUUGAUGGAACAAAAUUUGAUAUAAGGCUAUAUGUUUAUGUGGCAGGAUUCAGUCCAUUUCGUGCUUAUGUUUACAGAGAAGGCUUAGUACGAUUUGCUUCACAAAGAUAUUCUACUUCUUUUCAACAUUUGGGGAAUCGUUUCGUGCAUUUAACUAAUUAUUCUAUUAAUAAAUAUAAUAAAAGUGGUGAAAAUUCUGUAUUAAAUCAUAAAUGGAAAUUAAGUAAACUGUGGUCAUAUCUAACAGAACGUGGAGUCGAUGUACCCAGUUUAUGGUCACGUAUAACUGAUAUCAUUUUCAAGACAUUAGCAUCUGUUGUUAGCUGUAUUACUACAAUGGUUGAUCAGAAUUGUCGAAGACGUGCAUCAGUUUAUGAAUUAUUCGGUUUUGAUAUCAUAUUGGAUGCUGAUCUUAAACCAUGGCUAUUAGAAGUCAAUGUAUCACCAAGUCUGCAUACAAAUACACAACUUGAUGAUGAAGUGAAAACCUCCGUAGUAAAGGAUAUGUUUAAUCUAUGCGGAUUUCAACUACCACCAGAUUAUCGUUCAUCUCAGGUAUCAUCGUCAACAACAACUCCAUCGAAAUCAACACCCAACAGUCAUAAUCAAUACAGUAAAAAUACAAAUUCUAAUGCCAAUGCUACCACGGUAUCAUCAUUCAAUGAGAAAAGCCAACUUUCUUCAUGGUGUCACAAUACUACUUCUAAUAAUAAUGAUAACAAUGAUAGAGAUAAUGGACAGUUAUCCAACAAAUGUUUAUUCAAUUCUUCAAAUUCUAAUAAUUCACAGCAUCAUCAUCAUAAUUCAUCUGCUUCCUUAUUAACAACAUUUCAAAGAGGUAAUUAUUCAGCCAAUGGUUUACCUCCACCAAGUCCAUCGAUUAGCAGUAGUAAUAAUGUCCAUGUGAAACGUUCUCUAUCAUCAUUGUCUACAAGAAUGGUAUCAAAUAGAAUGAGUGAGAAAAAUUGUCCAGAUUCAUGUCUACCUGUUACGGAUCCACGAUUAUGGGAUAUUAGUCUGUCAACAGAAGAUAAACGGAAACAUCUAUUCUAUUCAUCAUUAAUGACAGAUAAAGAAAAGAAUAAAACAAGACAACUUUCCGAUAAAUUGAGUAAAUCUAACAAGAAAAAUAUACUGAAUGCAGGAGAUAAUUCAAAGGAUCCCAUUAAUUCACUACGUCAUAUGUUGUCCGAAUUAACUCCAGAUGACUUACGUACCCUGGUUAAUCUAAUCGAUGAACGUUAUCGUGCUGCAUUAGGUAAUUUCCAGUGUAUCUUUCCUGUACACGGAUCAGAGGGACACCGUUUGUUAACAUUUCUACAAACAGCAUAUCAAAAAAAUUUACAUGGUGGUACACUGGGUUCACGUUCACCAUCGGUAUAUUACUAUGAUAUACUUCAAUAUGUAUUUUUAACUGUUUAUCAUAAUCCUGAAAAUGAUGAAAAUCUAUCGUGCGAAUCAUUCACACAUCAGAGUGUAGAUAAAAUUUUACCAGAUCAAACAACAUUUAUGUCAGGAGAAUUAACUGCUGAAAUAAUGCCUUUAGUUUGUGGAAUGACUGGAGUUUCUAAAUCAGGUUUAGAUUAUCUGAUCAAUCUGUGUAAAAAAGGAAUACACUUAAUGACUACAGAAUAUACUCCAAAAUCCAAUCAAGUCUUUUGGACACAAACCAAUACACCCACAUCAUCAAUAAACCAUGACUCUCAUCAUUCAUCCAGGUAUCAGUAUCAUAGAAUCGACACUUCUCCAUCAUCAGCAUUAUUUCGUCAAAGUGAUAGUUCUUCUAAAAGUUCUCAAGAGAGGCAAAACAAUCUUAGGAAUACUAACAGAUCUGAAAAACGCUCCAUUCAAACACAAUCAAUUACAUCAACUAGUUAUGAUAAUGAAAGUCAAAACGAGAUGAUAAAAUCUCAGUCAUGUCAAGAGGUAUAUUCACUUGAUAAACCACCAACUCCACCAGGUAGAAUAUUCACUGUCAGACAACUAUCUUGUCGACAGCCUUAUAGUCGUCCACAACAACAUCAGCAACAGCAGCAGCAGAAGCGUAUUAGAUCAAGCUGUGGAAAUCUUGUUAAACCAACAAAAGAAAAGAAAAUUCAAUGUACCAAUUUAAAAUCAUACCGUACUGAAAGUGAUUUUGAUGUUUAUAAGGUUGGAAAAGUAAAGUAUCCAGUAAAACGGUCAUCAUCAACUUCAGAUAUCAUAUUAUAUAAAAAGUAUUCAACAAAUUCACCAUCUUUUAUUAGCAGUAGUGGUAGUAUGACUAAUUCAAAUGAAAAUAUCUACAAAACUAAUAAUAAUAAUAAAUUGAUAAAAACACCAACUGUACCAAAAACAACAUCAUAUGAUUCUAAUUUGACAAGAAAUACAAAUUCUGCUAGAUAUUCAACAUCAUCCACCCUUUCAUUAUCAUCGUCAAUAGCAGCGACGGCAGCAAUAACUGACCAAUGUAUGCCUCAUAAAGUAAAGUUGAAUCACACGUAUAACCUUUCACCAAAUCAAUACAAUAAUCAGAAUAAUCUUCGAGGAUUAACUAAAUCUUUAUCAGAUCAAUACAAUAGAAGUGAUAAUUUCUCUAAUUCUACUGAUUUCUAUGAUGUUGGAGAUGAUGAUGAUGAUGGGGACGUUGAUUAUGACGUUGACGAUCAAACGUAUACUGUUUAUAAGUUACAAGAAUCGGAAAAGCCAUUUCUAUGUCAAAUAUACAGUCAUACUAGUCACCAACAGAAAAAUAAUCGGCAAUGUCAAUAUGUUAAUUCUUUACCAGUGAAAUUGUAUCCAAAAGAGAGAAGAAUUAUUUUAGAGAGACAUAAUUCAAGAAGCGGAUCAUUUAAACAAAAUUUAGAAAAAAAUAAAGUUUUAUCAACUGUACAGAAUAAAUUUAUGAAUUCAACUUGCCAUCUCUUACAUGAACCAAAAAGUAGUGAUCGUCCAAUUAAAAUUAUAAAGUUAAAAGCAACACAAUCAACCGACUGA